Messenger RNA from Exaiptasia diaphana, 2976 nucleotides. Its product is annotated as extracellular calcium-sensing receptor-like. Lineage: Eukaryota; Metazoa; Cnidaria; Anthozoa; Actiniaria; Aiptasiidae. Bases 83 to 2839 code for a protein of 918 amino acids. The transcript is spliced from 2 exons. Gene Ontology annotation, cellular component: membrane. The record is from RefSeq and is a predicted model, not a curated record. Gene Ontology annotation, molecular function: adenylate cyclase inhibiting G protein-coupled glutamate receptor activity. Gene Ontology annotation, biological process: regulation of synaptic transmission, glutamatergic; G protein-coupled glutamate receptor signaling pathway.
CCUUSACAAGUUGGUGAGUYGAGAUAAAUUCUUGAUCGACCUACGAAAAUUCUCCCUUCGAUGAGGAUUUCUGCCUCUUGAUAUGGAUUUGGUUAUGAUAUUUUUCGUCAUGCUUAUUAGCUCUUGCAAUCAUCCGAUUUUGGGGACWAAUUCUACAAAUACUACGAAAUGUCGCGAAUYACUUCAAAAACCUAAACGAGCAGUACAAUUAAAUGCUGAUGUUAUAAUUGGUGGGCUUUUCCCUCUACGUUUGACUGAGAAAAACGCAAAGAAGUGUUCCACAGGAAGCGCGGAUUACAUCAUGUUAGAAAUGGCAAGGGGUGAGCCACAGUGCAAGAAACUGAACUACAGAGCUGUCAUGUGGGUUGAAGCGAUSCUYUUUGCUAUUARUGCGAUUAAUUCGCGAGAUGACAUUCUUCCCGGUGUUACACUUGGGUAUGAUAUCAGAGAUACAGCAAAUGAUGUUAAUUAUGCCACCAAAUGCGCCUUGGACUUCAUCGUGCUUAAAGAAGCGAACUCUUCAAUGAAAAGCAYUAWUAAUAACUGUUUGUGUACAAAUGAGACGAAGACAACGUCAGUGGUAGCCGUGGUAGGUGGCGCAGGAUCUAAGAUCUCCAAAGCUAUUAACUACAUUCUUAGUGUGGACAAUGUCCCUCAAAUUAGCUAUUCCUCAACGAGUCCUUCAUUGAGUGACAAGUAUAACUUCCCGUCCUUCUUGAGAACCAUWCCACCYGACUACAUACAAGCUCAGGUAAUGGCAGAUCUUAUCUCUCAUUAUGAAUGGACUUACGUUUCGACUAUCGCUACCGAUGARGACUAUGGYAGACUAGGGAUCGAGGCUUUGAAAAAAGAGUUCAAAAUGAGAAAUAUUUGUAUUUCUGUCGAUGAAUUGUUUCAUCACGACAACAACCAGCCUUCGACCAAAGCAAAGAUCAAAUAUAUAGUGCAAAAAYUAAAGGCUGAUAAUAAAGCAAAAGUGGUAGUUUUAUUUUGUGAGGGACCUAAUGCGUUUGCCGUUUUGGAAGAAGCAGAGCGUCAAGGUCUUAAAGGAAAGACGUGGAUAGCMCCAGAGUCCUGGGGCGACAAUAUCGAURGCCUCUCACCCUUCAAGGGUUCUACCAUCGGAGGGAUGCUAGGUGUAGUCCCAUGGAAGGGUGACAUUCAGCAGUUUGCAAGCCAUAUGUCUAGUUUGACUCCCAAUAAUACUGAACAUAACCCGUGGUUURAAGACUUUUGGAAAGGCAAGUACAGUUGUUAUAAAACAUCAGAAAAUCUCCCACAAAGWAYCAAUGAAUCAYWUCGUAGCUAUGACCUUCAAAUUUGGAAAUGUCCUGGGUACAAGAGUCCCCUAUUGCCAAACGCAGGGAAGCUCCAGCUUAAUAAGUCCCCUAACGUCAUGGACAGCGUGUAUGCUAWUGCACUGGCRCUGCACAAGAUGCUUAAUUGCACUUCCGGUGUUGCGGGAUCAUGUUCGGGCUCGAAGAUUGUCCCUCGGGAUCUGUUGGCUUAUAUCAAACAAUCGGACUUYACGGGUACGCUUGGCUAUCCAAUCAAGUUUGACAAGCAUGGUGACACYAAAGGGAACUACCUAAUUAAAAGCCUUCAGCCAAACAACACCCAACCAUACAACAAGCAAUUCGUUUCUAUUGGAUUCUGGCGUUGGAUCGACAGCAGACUUGUCAUCAACGUCGAUAAUAUCACUUGGAAUUCUGGCGAGAGAAMGAAACCUGUAUCUCGGUGCAGUGUGCCAUGUAGUCAGGGGGAGUAUCCGGUUCAGGGGGGCUCAACAUGUUGCUGGACGUGCGUUCAAUGUCCAAUGGGCUAUAUCAAAAACAAAACGGGUAAAGGUGAGUGCAUCUCUUGUGAAAAGGGGUACACUUCCGACCACACCCACUCAAGGUGUCUCGAGUUACCUAUGUUGUAUCUACAAUGGGGUGAGGUGACUGCAAUUGUGAUAUUAAACUUUUCAGCGGUUGGCUUGGUAACGACAGCCAUUGUUCUCUGUGUUUAUUUAAAGUUCAGUGAUACCGCUAUCGUCAAGGCCUCGACACGUGAGUUCACCUUCCUAAUGCUCAUUAUUAUUGCAUUGAUGUUCUCCUUAACARCAUUAUACAUUGGRAAACCAACCUACGUCAUUUGCCAAAUAAGGCCAUUUUGUUUUGCCUUUGUGAUUACAUUYUGGACAUCAUUGAUGCUGACCAAAACAAACCGUYUGCUGCUUAUUUUCAAAAGCAAACGAAUUCCAGUGAGAGACAGARUCCUUGGAAUUCGAUUUCAACUUGUCCUAGCGAUUAUUCUAACAUUGCURAUCAUCAUAACAGCCCUUGCAUGGGUCUUUGUAUAUCCACCGGAAGUGACGUAUCAUUAURCAGAUAGUCACGUGAUAAUCGACUGUGGUAACCAAUCAGAUAAGUUACUUAUAAUAACUUUGGGAUAYAYUGCKGUAUURGCAAUAAUAACGACGUUCUUAGCUUACAAGGCRCGUAAUUURCCGGAGAACUUUAACGAGACUCGUUACAUUGGCUUCUCGAUGUUUACAUUUUGUAUUAUUUGGCUAACAUACAUUCCGCUAUACUACGGCACAGGCCCMGCCAUUAAGUACGUCUUUCUUUGCUGCUGUAUAAUUGUCACGGGYCUCAGUGCUCUCAUMUGUAUGUUCUUUAAUCGCUUAAGGAUCAUUUUAUUCCAUCCCGAGGAAAACAGAACAGAGAUUAUAAGAGCAAGAACUUUUGUGUACACAAUGAGAGAYAAAAAYGGUGCGCAAAGCACUGCUGCAAGAAAUAUGCGGCGGACUUCUGUUGUUACAGUGGGCAACUUCUCUUUGCAAACACCAGACUAAAAUCAGCUUGAAUGAUUUUAUAUAUUAUACGUCACUAAUUGACGUUAUGUUAUACUUGUGACGCCACGCCAUACUAACUUGUUCCAUUUUAUAUAAAUCCAGGUAAUAAAUAUGACAAGAGGUCUGUUUUUCUUUAC